Molecule: messenger RNA, 699 nt
Organism: Acanthoscelides obtectus
Lineage: Eukaryota; Metazoa; Arthropoda; Insecta; Coleoptera; Chrysomelidae
Source: the annotation of a GenBank genome assembly
AUGAGUCCACAUAUUCGCUGCUGGGUGUUCCCCUUAUCAGUGAGACAAUGGGUUGGUCGCAGUGCCGAUAAUAUGGCUGAAGAGUUGGGCAUAGCUCAGACCACACUAUGGCGAAUUUUGCGAAGAGAUCUUGGCCUGCACCCUUAUCAGAUCAAGUUUCCUCAAGAACUAAAGCGGUUCGAUCAUAUGACCCGACAUAUUCUGCAAAAUCAUUGCUAACAUUUCCAAAAUGUGGGCAUGUAAGCCGUACCAGCCCUUUCGAUGUAUAUCACUGCUGACCAUGAGAGAUAUAAAAUUUUUUAUGACUCAUUUUACAAAACAUCAGAGAAAAUCACCAAGAACAAUUUUAUAUUGAAGCACUGCAGCGUUACUGAUCCCAAAAGAUCAAGAAAACGAGAACAAGAAAAAAUAAGCCGAAAUCUAUGUCAGUGAAAUACUAUGUGAAAAGAAGAGAUGGGCUAAUGGUUAAUGUGUGCAGACAGAGUUUCAUGAACAUUCUGGGAGUGAUGAAAGACAGGAUUUUGAAUGUAGUAAAACCGUACAAGGAAAGCAAUGAAAUGCCCAAAGAACGAGGUGGAGGUGAUCGGACAAAAGGUAAAAAUAACACAAAGCGAGCGGCUAUAAAAGAGUUUGUUGAAUCACUGAAGAGCUUAGAGUCUCAUUAUUGCCGAUCUAAGACAUUCAGUAGAAUUUAUUUGC